AUGGUACGGGAACGGAAAUGCAUAUUGUGCAACAUUGUAUACGGCUCAAAAAAGGAGAUGGACGAACACAUGAGGAGCAUGUUGCAUCACAGGGAACUUGAGAACCUGAAGGGCAGGGACAGCAGUCAUGAGUGCCGGGUGUGCGGGGUCACAGAAGUGGGUCUAUCUGCAUAUGCAAAGCAUAUUUCUGGCCAGUUGCACAAAGAUAACAUUGAUGCCCAGGAAAGAGAAGAUGAUGGAAAGGGAGAAGAAGAAGAAGAAGAUUACUUUGACAAGGAACUCGUUCAGUUAAUAAAGCAAAGAAGAGAACAAAGUCGACAAGGUGAACCUUCCAGUGGCAGCCAAGAAAUAAAGUCUGAAGACAGGCAGCUCCAGCGGAGACGAGAAGACAGAAUUCCUUACCAGGACAGAGAAAGCUACAGCCAGCCAGCAUGGCACCACCGGGGCCCUCCUCAGCGGGAUUGGAAGUGGGAGAAAGAUGGCUUUAAUAAUUCUAGGAAGAACAGCUUUGCACAUUCUUUGCGGAAUGGUGCUGGACCAAGAGGGUGGCAUAAGGGUGUUGCAGGAGGCCCCUCAACUUGGUUUCAUAACCAUAGUAAUUCUGGAGGUGGUUGGCAUUCAAAUAAUGGAACAGUGGAUUGGAGUCACAAUGGUACAGGAAGGAAUUCCGGCUGGCAUUCUGAAGGAACAGGUGGCUUUUCCAGUUGGCAUGUGAACAGCAGUAACGGAAACUGGAAAUCCAAUGUACGCAGUUCAAAUAGUUGGAAUUACAGUAGCCCUGGAGACAAAUUUCAACCAGGCAGAAACAGAAAUUCUAACUGUCAGAUAGAAGACAUGGCUAAGCCAUGGAACAAGAAAUCCAAGUCAAACAAGUACAAUCAAGAGAGAUAUAAAUGGCAGCGGCAAGAAAAUGACAAAGUUAGUACAGUUGCCACAUACAGAGGUCCUUCUGAAGGAUAUACAAGUGAUAAAUUUUCUUCACAAAGCUUAUUUGACUUCAAUUUUGAGCAGCCAGAAAGCCAAACCUCUAAACAGACAGAGACUAUAGCUUCCAAAAUUGGCGGGAAGAACAGCAGUGUCGCAAGGGAAAAGCACCGUCGCUGGACUCCUUACCCGUCCCAGAAGGCUCUGGAUUUACAAUCGGCAAUUAAGGACAUUACUGGGAACAAGUCAGAAAUGAUAGAUAAGCCUUUCUUUGAUUUCACCUUAAUCCAAGGAACACAAGCGACCCAAAGGGAUGAAUCAAAUAAUUCCCCAACAUUGAAGACACAAAAAGAAACACAUACUGGAUCUCUUAAUCACAAAGCCACUUCUGACUGCAUUAUAGAAAAACCUGAGCAAGCGUAUAACUUAAAUAAGAUGCCAUCAUUAAAAUCCCCACUUCUUCCAAUUCCAGUCACUAAAUCAGUCCCUCUAAAGCAAGAUUCAAAGAAUCCCUCAAAAAACACCAAAGCGAAUUAUUUUUUUCCUGGAAAACAUUCAAACUCCUUAAACAAACACAAGGGGGAAGACAAUCAUGGCUCUUCUUACAGGUCCAAAUUGCAAAGUUCAUGUCCUCGUGUUUUAAAAGGGAAUAAAAACAGAUUUGGCACUCAGAGGGAAUCUGAUGAAAAUUUAAGUAAUACUCUACAAAAAGCCAAAGAGGUGCUACAGUUUCCUGGGUCAUUGCAAGAUCCACUUCCUGGCACUUCUAAAAGGACCAGGAACUAUGAGAAAGCAAGUAGGAAUGUAGAAGAGUCCGAAAAAGGAUCUUUGAAGAUUGAGUUUCAAGUACACUCGUUAGAAGAUGAGAGUGAUGGAGAAAUAUCUGAGGUGGAAAAGCAUGGAACACAAAUUGGAACCCUGGAUUCUGCAACGACAGAAGUCUUAUCCUGCAGCACUCAAAAUGCUGACGAGGAGGAGGGAGAGCGCCAAAACCUGAAAACACCUGGAAAACUGUCCACGUCAGUAGUUCACCAGAAGGAAUCUGAGUUACAAAUGACAUCUGUAGCCAGUCCACACUCUCGUUUACUACUAGACUUAAAAGCCUCUCUAGAAGGUGGACAGGUUGAUGAGUCUGUAAAAUCUCAUGUAUCUUAUGAGACGGAGGGCUUUGAGAGUCCUAGCUUGGCUGCAGAGCUCCAAAAGAGCGAUAUAACUCAGCCCUCAGGCCUGCUCCUGCCCGAACUAAGUAAGCUGGGCUUUCCUGCAUCACUCCAAAGAGAUCUCACCCGGCACAUUAGUUUGAAGAGCAAAACUGGAGCGCACCUUCCUGAGCCAAACCUCAACAGUGCUCGCCGCAUUCGCAAUAUCAGUGGCCAUCGGAAGAGUGACACAGAGAAGGAAUCUGGGCUCAAGCCGACCCUGCGGCAGAUUCUGAAUGCAUCUCGGAGAAAUGUCAACUGGGAACAGGUCAUUCAUCAAGUAACCAAGAAAAAGCAAGAGCUAGGCAAAGGCUUACCCAGGUUUGGCAUAGAAAUGGUGCCUCUGGUUCAAAAUGAGCAAGAGGUCUUGGAUUUGGAUGAGGAACCUGACCUGUCCACUCUAGAAGGAUUCCAGUGGGAAGAUGUGUCCAUUUCUUCGUCUCCUGGAUUGGCGAGGAAGCGAAGCCUUUCUGAGAGCAGUGUGAUCAUGGACAGGGCGCCUGUGUAUGGCUUCUUCACUGAGGAGGGUGCAGGCAAAGAAAAUGAGCCCCAGCGGAUUUUUUCACCUACUAACUCACUGAGGGCUGCACAGAGUCAGAAGUCAACCGGGGGCCUUAAGCAGGAGGUGGCUCCUCUGGCUGCCUCGCUAAGAACAGGGGAAAGGGCGGAAAAUGUUGCUCCUCGAAGGCGGCACAGCGCACAGUUACCCUCUGACUGUGCAAAGUCUUUGAUGCAUUUGACAAAAGACCUGACCAGCCAGGCGAGUUCUGGACCACCUUCAGAGAAUCCGAGCGCCAAGGAGAGUAACGGGGAAGGAAACUCUUUGUCAUCGUAUGCAUCCUCAGCUCUCGCAGGCUCCAGUUUGGCAGAUGCAGGCACAGAUAGUAGCUGUACCUCUGGUGCUGAACAAAAUGACGGUCAGAACGUUAGAAAGAAACGAAGAGCCACUGGAGAUGGAUCUUCUCCUGAACUCCCAAGUCUUGAGAGAAAAAAUAAAAGAAGGAAAAUUAAAGGAAAGAAAGAACGUUCUCAGGUCGACCAGCUGCUGAAUAUUUCUUUAAGGGAGGAAGAACUAAGCAAGUCGUUGCAGUGCAUGGAUAACAACCUUCUGCAAGCCCGGACAGCACUUCAGACAGCUUACGUUGAAGUUCAGAGGCUUCUUAUGCUCAAGCAGCAGAUAACUAUGGAGAUGAGUGCACUGAGGACACAUAGAAUACAGAUUCUACAGGGAUUGCAAGAAACAUAUGAACCUUCUGAACGCCCAUACCAGCUUCCCUGUAGCCUUACUCGAGAACAGAGAAGCAGUAGAUCGCAAACAUCUGCUGAUGCCACGCUGCUGCCUACUCCCUUCUUCCCAGUUUUCCUAGAGCCUCCAUCAUCCACAGGAGUCCCUUGCCAAGUACCCACAUCUCCCACUUUCCAAGCCCAUGGCGGUGUUCCUGCUCCGGACUCAUCGAUUCAGAUUAAACAAGAACCUAUGUCUUCUGAACAAGAAGAUAAUGUGGCUGCUGUGUCACAAGGCUCUCCUUGCAAUGUGUCCAAGGAAUUACUGCAAGGAGAGGUCAGUGACCGGCGUCCAGUUGAUGCAUCCCUCACGGCACCGCUGUCCUUGUCAGAGCUAACAGGAAAUCUCCAUGAGCCCAGCCAGGAACUGAGGCUUUCUGUGCAGCAAGGAAGCACCAGAAACGGGGAACAUGCUCUCUCUUCCCAGUCAGCUGGUCUUCCUGGCAUAAAUAAAGGCGGCGAAGAGCCAAGCAAAGGCAACAGCGGGUCUGAAGCCUGUACCAGUUCUUUCCCGAGGUUGGUCUUUGCCUCAGAGACCCCGUUAGAGAAGGAGCCCCUCUCUCCCGCUGACCAGCCUGAACAAGCAGAGUCUACUCUGACAUCGGCUGAAACGCGGGGGAACAAGAAAAAGAAGAAACUGAGGAAGAAGAAAACUCUGCGAGCCGCCCAUGUUCCUGAGAACAGUGACACCGAACAGGAUGUCUUCACUGCCAAACCUGUGAGGAAAGCAAAGACUGGAAAGUCAACCAAAGGAGGGAAAGUAACAACCUCCACCUGGGAAGACAGCAGAACUGGGCUCGAACAGGAGAGCGUCAGGGAUGAGCCAGAGAGUGACUCCUCCCUGGAAGUCCUAGAACUGCCUAACCCUCAGCUAGAAGUGGUGGCCAUUGAUUCCUCUGACUCUGGAGAGGAGAAGCCAGACAGCCCAUCCAAGAAGGAUAUCUGGAACUGCACAGAGCAACAUUCGUUAGAAACGUCUCGUUCUGGCUGUGAUGAAGUUAGCUCUACCAGUGAGAUUGGCACCCGCUAUAAAGACGGUAUCCCUGUAAGUGUGGCAGAAACUCAGACCGUGAUCUCCUCCAUAAAAGGAUCGAAGAACUCUUCAGAAAUAUCUUCAGAGCCAGGAGAUGAUGACGAGCCCACAGAAGGGAGUUUUGAGGGGCACCAAGCUGCAGUGAAUGCAAUUCAGAUAUUUGGGAAUUUACUGUAUACCUGUUCAGCAGAUAAAACCGUGCGAGCUUAUAAUCUGGUGAGUCGGAAAUGCAUUGGUGCCUUUGAGGGCCAUACUUCGAAAGUGAACUGCCUCCUGGUUACUCAGACCCCAGGGAAGAGCGCCGCCCUUUACACUGGCUCCAGUGAUCACAUCGUUCGCUGCUAUAAUGUGAAGACGCGAGAGUGUAUGGAGCAGCUACAGCUGGACGACCGCGUCCUCUGCCUUCACAGCAGAUGGCGAAUCCUCUACGCAGGACUAGCAAACGGCACUGUGGUCACCUUCAACAUAGAGAACAACAAACAACUGGAAAUCUUUGAAUGCCAUGGCCCUCGGGCAGUUAGCUGUCUAGCCACAGCUCAGGAAGGGGCCCGAAAGCUGCUGGUUGUGGGGUCUUAUGACUGUACCAUUAGUGUACGCGAUGCGCGGAACGGACUCCUCCUCAGAACUCUGGAGGGCCACAGCAAAACCAUUCUCUGCAUGAAGGUGGUGAAUGACCUUGUGUUCAGCGGCUCCAGUGACCAGUCAGUCCAUGCCCACAACAUUCAUACUGGGGAGCUCGUGCGGAUCUAUAAAGGUCACAAUCAUGCAGUGACUGUGGUGAACAUCCUAGGAAAAGUGAUGGUGACUGCUUGCCUGGAUAAAUUUGUUCGUGUCUACGAAUUACAGUCCCAUGAUCGAUUGCAAGUUUAUGGAGGACACAAAGACAUGAUUAUGUGUAUGACCAUUCAUAAAAGUAUGAUUUACACUGGCUGUUACGAUGGCAGUAUUCAGGCCGUGAGGCUAAAUCUGAUGCAGAAUUACCGCUGCUGGUGGCAUGGUUGCUCUCUGAUAUUUGGCGUUGUAGAUCACUUAAAACAACAUUUGCUGACUGACCAUACAAACCCAAACUUUCAGACUCUGAAAUGUCGCUGGAAGAACUGUGAUGCUUUUUUCACUGCUAGGAAAGGAUCCAAACAGGAUGCUACAGGACACAUCGGGCGACAUGCUGAGGAUGACAGUAAAGUUGAUUCAUGA
This is a messenger RNA of Pipistrellus nathusii (Nathusius's pipistrelle), 5634 nucleotides long. The record is from the annotation of a GenBank genome assembly. Lineage: Eukaryota; Metazoa; Chordata; Mammalia; Chiroptera; Vespertilionidae.